UUGUCAGUCCGCCCCUGCAUGGGAUAUAUAGUCCUUAGAAAUGGAGGAGAAGCUGCAAAGCAUGCAGGGAAUCCAGGAAAUCUCCUUUAACCCCUUCCUGCCUCCUGGCCCUUUAGGAGGUUCUAAAUGCUGGGAGGCAGGCAUUUCAAUCAUGUGACUGCUGUGCAGGGGCGGACUGACAGCUCAUGGGGCCCCCGGGCAAUAGGGGAUCAUGGGGCACCUGUGUCCUUGCCCAAACUCAAAAAAGCCUAUGAAAAAGGUACCAGGGGCAUCUCAUGGGGCCCCCUACUGACCCCGGGCCCUCGGGCAGUGCCCGAGUUUCCAAAUGGUCAGUCCGCCCCUGAGUAGGUGUAUUGCAACACUGAGAGACAGAAUAGCAACACAAAAAUUCAAAAGAAAUGCAUGUCUAGCAAAUUAUGCAUUGAUUUGCAUGUUCAUGAGGGAAAUAAGUAUUUGAUCCCCUAUCAUUCAGCAGGAU
Messenger RNA from Staurois parvus, 478 nucleotides. The record is from the annotation of a GenBank genome assembly. NCBI's taxonomy places the organism in Eukaryota, Metazoa, Chordata, Amphibia, Anura, Ranidae.